Messenger RNA from Racocetra fulgida, 250 nucleotides. The record is from the annotation of a GenBank genome assembly. Lineage: Eukaryota; Fungi; Glomeromycota; Glomeromycetes; Diversisporales; Gigasporaceae.
UCAUCAGAUAAAUUCUUUUCUUGAAAGUAAUCAUUCAAAUAACGAUGAUCAAAUAUCGUCACCAAUUCCACUUGCUUUGAACCAUUCUAAAGAUCAUAUAGAGAUAUUUUGUGAUGAUAACCUUCAUGAAUCUGAUUCCGAAACAAUAAAGUUGGAUCACGAAAAUGCGAACAAUUCUACAACUGUUUCGCAAGGCACGACUGGUAAUUUGUGUUAUGUUACGGAAAAAAUUGUCUUAAAUUGUUUUUAA